Molecule: messenger RNA, 2313 nt
Organism: Hymenoscyphus albidus
Lineage: Eukaryota; Fungi; Ascomycota; Leotiomycetes; Helotiales; Helotiaceae
Source: the annotation of a GenBank genome assembly
AUGUCCCUCGACCCACGCGACUCCCGUCGACGAGGCCGCUCCAAGUCUCCCGGUCCGCGCGACCGUUCGCAUUCCAUAGUCCGCGCGAUGUCUCCUCCGUCUGCCGUGUCGGCCUAUGAGUAUGAGGAGCGCCGUGAGAGGAGGGAUCCUGCCCAGAUUGUUACUGCGGAACCGAGGUAUGGGGGUGUGGGUGCGCCGGGGAGUGUGAGGAUGCCGAUGCCUGGCGGGCUUGAGGAUGAGGAGAGGGAUGGGAGGGAGAGGGGGCUGGAGAGGGGGUAUAGUUAUGAGAAGGUGGGUGGGAGGUCGGUUUAUAGGGAUGAGUAUGGACGGGAGACGAGUCCGCCGAAGGGGGGGAGGUAUGAGGAGGAUAGGUAUACGGUUGAUGUUAACAGGGGAGGGAGGGAGAGAGAUCGGGAACGUGAGAGAGAACGAGAGAGGGAGCGUGAGAGGGAAAGAGAAAGAGAUGCUCUACGGUACGAGGAGGAGAUACGUACAAAGAGUCAUUCUUUCAGUCUUUCGGCCGGGGGACAUAAGGUUGAAGGAGGUAUCAAUAUUGCCAAGAGAGAGAAGGAGAAGAAGAUUGAUCCGGCGUUGGCGUAUGGGAGUCCGCCUCAUGAGGUGUUGCAGGCUUAUGCGGAGCCUAAGAAAUUUGAGUAUUCUCAGCCCGAUGCGAACCUUACCUACACGAGGAAGACUGAGUAUGGUUCGAGGAAUCCGAGUCCUUCGAGAGCGUAUGGACGUGAUUCGAGAGACUAUAGGGAUUCUAGAGGUCCAAGAGACUCCCGAGAGCAUUUGCGAGACCCACGAGACCCGCGAGAUGGGAGGGAUCAUAGGGAUUCUAGACAUCAUGAACGUCAUGGGAGUUCCUCAUACGCUUCUGACUCUGCACGUUCAUCCAAAAACCACAUCGUUACCGUGGAACCUGGAUCUCGUCGUCGAGAUGCUUCGCCCAACCCUGCAGCCGGUCUGGCACCACGAAUGCACAGUCUCUCUGUAUCAACCGGUCAUCACAGUGCCUCAAUGUCUCUUGCCAACGUCCCUGGUUCGCCUCUUCUAGAAGCAUACCGCGGAACCUACCAAUCCAUCUCCCCCAUGCCGUCUCCGCUCCUCAUGGCCUCCCACUCCUCAGACAUAAACUACAUCGAAGCCAUUUCCCCCUUCAACUCGGACGACGAACGCCGUGGAGGCAAGAAAUCCCGUCGUACAGCACGUUUCCACGAUCCCGAGGAAGAAGCUGCCAUCCUGGCCAAAGCAUUGAAAGGCGAGAAACAUGCUCCGGAUACCAGGCCACUGAUUGAUAUCCUCCCCGGGUUGACACACGAACAAGUCCUUGAACUACGCGUGGAGUAUAAACGCAUUGUCAAGACGGGACAUGAUAAGAAGGGGGUUAAUAUCGCCAAACACAUCAAACUCCGUCUCAAGAGCGAGGAUUCUUCGCUCAUGAAAGCUUGUUAUGCCGUCGCUCUUGGACGCUGGGAAUCCGAGGCUUACUGGGCGAACUUCUGGUAUCAGGGUGAGAAGUCCCGACGCGAGUUACUCAUCGAAUCACUUAUGGGCCGUACCAAUCGCGAGAUCAAAGAGAUCAAAGCGGGCUUCUCGGAUAAGAAGUACUCGGAUAGUCUGACGAAGUGUAUGAAGACGGAGUUGAAAGAGGAUAAGUUCAAGAAAGCGGUCCUGCUGGUUCUCGAGGAGAAGAAGAUGGAGGAGGGACGGCAUGGGGUGGAUCGGAGACUGGUGGAGGAUGAUGUGCAUGAUUUGCAUGAUGCGGUGCGGAGUGAGAAGGGGGGCGAGACGAAGAUGAUUAAUAUUAUUGUGGUGAGGAGUGAUAGCCAUUUGCGAGAGGUUUUGAGGUCGUAUGAAGGUGUUUACCGCGCCAAUUUCGCGAGGGAAAUGCUUAAGAAAUCGGGGAAUCUUGUUGUAUGUCCCCUUUCCCCCCCAUUCCCAUUCCCAUUCCCUUUUCACCUCCCCCUCUCCCUUUUGUACAUAUCCACUAACCGAACCACCCAGGGCGAACUCCUAGCCCACAUCCUCAAUGGCAUCAUCAACAAACCCGUCCGCGACGCCCUCCUCGUGCACCACGCCCUCUCGCUCUCCUCCCGCGACGCCAUCCGCACCGAACUUCUGAUUUCUAGACUCGUAAGAUACCACUGGGAUCGGCCCCAUAUGGAGGCUGUGAAGAGGGAGUAUCGCGCGAGAUAUGGGGUCGAUAUGCAGGAUGCGGUCCGUGAGGGGACGAGAGGGGAGGUGGGCGCGUUUUGUGAGAUGCUUUGUGUGAGGAGGAUGGGGGAUGAGGUUAGGGAGGUGGGGAGGUAG